CUCUCAGUGUCCUGCUUAACUGUUGUGCUUUUCCUUCAUCAAGCUCUCUCACCAUGAACAGACAAGUCUGCAAGACAGCUGGUGGCGGCAGCCAGGGCUUCUCCGGACGCUCCGCCGUGGUCUCCAGCAGCAGCCGGAUGAGCUGUGUGGCCCGCUCCGGGGGAGCCGGCGGAGGGGCCUGUGGGUUCCGGGGUGGAGCGGGCGGCUUUGGCAGUCGCAGCCUCUACAGCCUGGGUGGCAACAAGAGCAUCUCCAUCAGCGUGGCUGGUGGCUCCCGGGCUGGUGGCUUUGGGGGAGGGCGUGGCAGCUGUGGCAGUGGCUUUGGGGGUGGCUAUGGAGGUGGCUUUGGUGGUGGCUUUGGUGGUGGCAGAGGAAUGGGAGGUGGCUUUGGAGGAGCUGGUGGCUUUGGAGGAGCUGGUGGCUUUGGUGGAGCUGGUGGCUUUGGAGGGGCUGGGGGCUUUGGUGGAGCUGGUGGCUUUGGUGGAGCUGGUGGCUUUGGAGGGGCUGGGGGCUUUGGUCCUGGUGGUUUCCCCGGGGGAAUCCAGGAAGUGACUGUCAACCAGAGCCUCCUGCAGCCCCUCAAUGUGGAGAUCGACCCCCAGAUUGGGCAAGUAAAGACCGAGGAGCGGGAGCAGAUCAAGACCCUCAACAACAAGUUCGCCUCCUUCAUCGACAAGGUGCGGUUCCUGGAGCAGCAGAACAAGGUCCUGGAGACCAAGUGGAACCUGCUCCAGCAGCAGGGCACGAAUUCCAUGACAGGCACCAAAAGCCUGGAGCCCCUUUUUGAGACCUACAUCAGCAACCAGCGGAAUUACCUGGACAGCAUCCUAGGGGAGAGGGGCCGCCUGGACUUGGAGCUGAGGAACAUGCAGGACCUGGUGGAGGACUUCAAGAAGAAGUAUGAGGAUGAAAUCAAUAAACGUACAGCUGCUGAGAAUGAAUUUGUGACCCUGAAGAAGGAUGUGGAUGCCGCCUACAUGAACAAGGUGGAGCUUCAGGCCAAGGUGGAUGCCUUAAUGGAUGAAAUCAACUUUCUGACGACCCUCUAUGAUAUGGAACUGUCCCAGAUGCAGAACCAUGUCAGCGACACGUCCGUGGUGCUGUCCAUGGAUAACAACCGCAGCCUGGACCUGGACAGCAUCAUUGCUGAAGUCAAGGCCCAUUAUGAGGACAUCGCCCAGAAGAGCAAGGCGGAGGCCGAAGCGCUGUACCAGACCAAGUUGGGAGAGCUGCAGACUAUGGCUGGCAGACACGGGGAUGACCUGAAGAGCACCAAAAGUGAGAUCACGGAGCUCAACAGGAUGAUCCAAAGGCUGCGGGCCGAGAUCGAGAAUGUUAAGAAGCAGAAUGCCAACCUGCAGGCAGCCGUCGCUGAGGCUGAGCAGCGCGGGGAGCUGGCCCUCAAGGACGCCAAUGCCAAGCUCCAAGAGCUGCAGGCUGCCUUACAGCAGGCCAAGGAUGACCUGGCCCGGCUGCUGAAGGAGUACCAGGAGCUCAUGAACGUCAAGCUGGCCCUGGACGUGGAGAUCGCCACCUAUAGGAAGCUGCUGGAGGGCGAGGAGUGCAGGAUGUCUGGAGAGUGCCAGAGCGCUGUCAGCAUCUCCGUGGUCAGCAGCGGCGGCGCGACGUCGGCCUCCGCAGGUGGAUUCGGCGGCGGCUACGGCGGGGGCUUCGGCGCGGGAGGGGGUGCGGGCAGCGGCUUCGGCCGGGCAGGCGGUAGCGGCGGCUUCGGCGGCGGCAGCGGCUUCGGCUCCGGCUCCGGGGCUCGCGGCGGGGUCAGCGGCGGCGGCUUCAGCUCGGGCAGCAGCCGGGCCGGCAGCAUCAAGUUCUCCCAGGCCUCGCAGCGCAGCUCCAGAUAA
Mirounga angustirostris (Northern elephant seal) is the source of this 1859-nucleotide messenger RNA. It is a transcript of the gene KRT3, whose product is annotated as keratin 3. Bases 54 to 1859 code for a protein of 601 amino acids. Gene Ontology annotation, molecular function: structural constituent of skin epidermis. The record is from RefSeq and is a predicted model, not a curated record. Gene Ontology annotation, biological process: intermediate filament organization; keratinization. Gene Ontology annotation, cellular component: keratin filament. The transcript is spliced from 9 exons. Lineage: Eukaryota; Metazoa; Chordata; Mammalia; Carnivora; Phocidae.